Molecule: messenger RNA, 361 nt
Organism: Paraglomus occultum
Lineage: Eukaryota; Fungi; Glomeromycota; Glomeromycetes; Paraglomerales; Paraglomeraceae
Source: the annotation of a GenBank genome assembly
AUGGCCUCCGACCAACAAGAGACACCACUCUCGGAGGAUGUGACGCCCCAAGAGGAGGCUUCUCCUACCGACAAAAUAGUUGAAAUCACAGACGCUGACAAGCCGGCUCUUGCCAAUCAAGACGAAGACGCAAAGACCAAAGAAAAUGUUAACAUGACUAUGACUGCUGCCGAGAGGCAGCGCGAAGAGGAAUUAGCCAAAAAGAAGGCCCAGGAAGCUUUAGAAUGGCAAGAAAAGUUUAAGCAAAUGAUUAAUAGGCUUGCUAUGCAAGAAGCCCUAAAUUCGCCUGGGAGUCUGACCAGUAAAAAUAAAGAGAGCAAAACGCACAAGUUUUGGGAUACCCAGCCUGUGCCGCGUCUUG